Messenger RNA from Carcharodon carcharias (great white shark), 915 nucleotides. RefSeq names its product protein bfr2-like. The record is from RefSeq and is a predicted model, not a curated record. Lineage: Eukaryota; Metazoa; Chordata; Chondrichthyes; Lamniformes; Lamnidae. The transcript is spliced from 5 exons. Bases 473 to 808 code for a protein of 111 amino acids.
GUUUCCCGCCUGUGAUGAGGGUCUCGCGCUGGGUUUGAAUACCGCGGCUGCGCCGGGAGACGGUUGAAGGGAGUGGGAGUGGAAGUGGAGCAGGGGCAGGCGGGACGCCCGGAUUAGCACAUUUACCGAAGGUAGAAGUGCACCUACCACCUCUCUUGGGAAAACACUGCAGCUAACCAACCAUGUGGAGGCAAGCACUAAACUUGGUUCAGCACGCUUUGGGGAUCAUAAAGUUUCUAUCCACCUGUGAAAGUGAUGAUGAAACAUGUGAAAUUCCUUUUGACAAUGCAGCUACUAUCUAUGGCAGAUCACUAACUGAAAUGCUGCAGAAAGGUUCGAGGCUGGUGUAUGAACAAACCACAAGGGAUUAUGGGAAACCAAUUGGUGAGACCCUCAAACUUAACUGCCUGCUUUCUACGGCUGGGGUCUGGCAUCUACGAAAAAGAAUGUGACAUGGGAUUAAUGAAGCCCAAUGCUCUACAAAGCACCUUUACCAGUAUUCCAGGUGAAAGCCAUAAAAGAUAUUGAAGACUAUUAUGAGAAGAUAAAGAGGUCUGUUGAUGGAAGAAUUCCUGCUGGUGGUUAUUACGAGAAGGUAAAGAGGAAUAUAGAUGACGAUGUAGAUGGCGAUGAGGACUAUGAUGAGGAUGAUGAUGACGAAGAUAUUGAUUAUGAGGACUCAAGGAAUAAAGCUAAGCGACAUGUGCACAGAGCCAGAAAAGCAUUAGAUGAAGAAAGGGAGAAAAGAGAAUAUGAGUAUUAUUCUCGUGGGAAAUUUGCCAGGGAUAUUGAUGACUAUGUGCGUUAGCUACAGUAUUAGUGGUCCAUUGCUUUGUCAGAUGUUCAAAAUGUAAUUUGUCCAUACAGUGUCUACCUAAAAGAAGUAAUAAGAGGAAAUAAAGAUUUCUACAUGUC